This is a messenger RNA of Danio rerio (zebrafish), 919 nucleotides long. The record is from RefSeq and is a predicted model, not a curated record. Lineage: Eukaryota; Metazoa; Chordata; Actinopteri; Cypriniformes; Danionidae.
CCCCUUGAGCUGGAGGAGAAGAAGCGCGCGCCUCCGCGGCUGAGGAUGAUGACGUCGAGUUCAACUAAACCACAUUUAAAAAACAAAACAACCGUGGGAAAACGUAGAGACGAAACUAAUUUUAUUCACCAACAUUAAUUCAUUCGCGUAGCGGCUGAGAGUGAGCAGCAGAAUCUCUCUUGGCAGCUGAUGCUGAUUUAGAGGGCGUUUUUUAGAGUGAGUGAGUGAACGAGCGAGAGAGAGAGAGAGGGGGGGCGGGUGUCUCUCUCCCUCGCGCAGGCUCACACACACACACUCACAUGUAAUCAACACACGGACGGUUUACUUCCACAUUUACCGCUUAUUUUCGGGAUUUUCUGGAUAAACAACACUGUAAUCGAUGCGAGGCCUUCAAACGGACACUCACCGCUGAUUCCACGGCCGCGUUUCUUCAGAUUUCGUCGUUUUUCGCCCUCGGUGGAGCGUUCGUGCGUUCGUUGGAGUCGUUAUGAAUUCCAGCCCGCUUCCAAACGGCAGACUCCUACCGGACAGCCAGAGCUGGAACUCCUCCGGUUCCGACGAGGAUCUAGACGCCGAUCCGGGACCCGGACCGCACGGUGGGGUGGCGGAAUUCAGCGGGGUGCUCAGCAAGUGGACUAACUACAUUCAUGGAUGGCAGGACCGCUGGGUCGUUCUAAAGAACAACACGUUGAGUUACUACAAAUCCCAGGACGAGCGGGAGUAUGGCUGCCGUGGUUCCCUCUGCCUCAGCAAGGCUGUCAUCACAGUGAGUAUCCUGGGGAAAGAUCCCUUCAGACAGUCGUGGGAAUUUCAGAGCCGAGCCAAAAUUAGAAUGAUGGUGUGCAUUCAAAACGAAAGCUUGAACUGGUUCAUAAUUGUUACGCUGGGAAGUGUAGGACUGGAUUUGAAUGGAAGUUAG